Helobdella robusta is the source of this 321-nucleotide messenger RNA. RefSeq lists its product as hypothetical. Gene Ontology annotation, cellular component: mitochondrial inner membrane. The record is from RefSeq and is a predicted model, not a curated record. Lineage: Eukaryota; Metazoa; Annelida; Clitellata; Rhynchobdellida; Glossiphoniidae. Bases 1 to 321 code for a protein of 106 amino acids. The transcript has 3 exons. Gene Ontology annotation, biological process: mitochondrial electron transport, NADH to ubiquinone.
AUGGAAUUGUAUAAAAAAUUGUUUUUUCGAGGUGACGACCUCAAAUCGGCCGAAUUGACUUUUGCCGCCCUCGGGGGGACUAUCGUCGCCCUGCUGAAUAUGGCUGCUAAACGACCACUUUAUGCCCAGGUGUACAGAUAUCCAGUGGGGAUGCUGUUUGGAUAUGGUGCUGGAAGCAUUUUCCAUGAGUACAAUUACAGGCGUCUGCUAACUAAGGAAGCAAUCAUUUGGGAUUAUGUCGAGAAGCACCCAGAACAUUUCCCGGACGUCAAACCAAAGAAAUACAAAGAUAUUCUAGAUGUUUGGCACCCUAUUCGAUAA